GGGUAGUAAGAAUUUUGUUUUUCAUUGAGAAGAAAAAAAAAUGCCAAUUUUCGCACGUUAAAAGGAAAAUAUAAGAAUGUUGGUAGGACUGAAUAUCGUGGUUGCUGCUGCUGCUGCUGCUGCUGGUGUUUGCUGGUGACUGUCAAAACCUACUUUCCUAUAUAUUCUCACGAGAAGCGCUCCUACGUUUUAGCCUCUCUUCGGAAAGGAAAAAGAAAAAAAUGAAUAAAUAAAAAGGAGAUAAAAUCUUGUUCUUUUAAUUUGAUAAUUUAUAUCCCUCAAAUAUGAGAGGCAAUGAAAAUUUAAACAAAGUGCGCGUUAACAAUGGCUAUUUAUAUAUGGUGAGAUUUUGAGAGAGUAGGUGAGAGUGAUUAUUUUUUCAUUAAAAAAGGCAACAGAGUGAGAUAAAAUCAAGUGAAUAAGUGAAGGAUAGAAGAGUAGCGAGAGAGAACGAGCAAAAAAAUUGUAUUAAUGUUUUUGUUGUGAUUAACGUUGUAUCUAUCGAGUUGCUCACAUCAGGUGGAAUUUUUGUGUAAAGACUGAUGUACGACAGACGAAAAUAUUGUUGCAAUAAACCAAUGGUUUCAAUGUGACUCCCAAAGGCAUUAGAAAUAAGAGACAAGCUUCCUGGUGAUAGAGAAUUGCUUAGAAUGUGAAAGUAUCCCAGUCUUUAUUAUCGUAAUAAUUGGAUUAGGUGAAUAAGAGUUCAAGUUUUAACAAAAAAGUCACAGGAUCAAGCUCGAGUAGUAAUAAUAAUAAUAACAACAACAAUAAUACUACUAGUUAAAAUGAGUGGUAAUUUGGAGGAAUGUCAAUCGAAAUGGAACUGCGAGUAUUGCACCUACGAGAAUUGGCCAUCAUCUUUGAAAUGCACAAUGUGCAGAGGUGCAAAACCCCUGCUGGGUGAAGACAUAUACAGGCUACGUGAUCCAAGCCCCCAAAGAUCAAAUGUUGCAUCAGGACCAGUUACAUGUUACAGUCAAUCAUCGACAGAUGCAUAUAAUUACAGUCAAAAUUUACCAUCAGGUGGUAAAUGGUCGUGCGAAGUAUGCACAUAUUUAAAUUACCAAAAUGCAUCAAAUUGUAUCCAGUGUAGUACAUCUAAGCCAGCUCCUCCUCAUCAUCUCCAGCACAUUCAAUCGAUUAUAAAUUCAGCAUCGAAUUUACAUGAACAUUUAGCACCACUUAGAUUGGGUGAUCCACCGCCAAAUACAAUAGCAUUAGGAAAUAAUUUAGCACCUGCUUCACAAAUGGAAAAAUGGUCAUGCCAUAUAUGUACUUAUGAAAAUUGGCCAAAGGCAACAAAAUGUAUAAUGUGUGCUCAUCAAAAGGAAAAUAAUAAUCAGCAGCAGCAGCAGCAGCUACAGCAGCUACAGCAACAACGUGAAAAUACAACAACAACAACAACAACAACAACAAAUUCGGCAAUUAUUUUACCAAGUCCUGAGAGAGAUGUCAAUCAAAGAGGUUUACCUUCACCACCGCAGUCAUAUGAAAAUUUAGCUGGAGCAAGACGAAGUGCCCAAAGACAUGAUGGAAGAAAUGACAAUUUAUUACCCCCCAUUGUACCCCAAGGGCCCAAUGACGUUGAUUAUGAGGCUAGACUUAAACAAUUUAGUCGUCGCAAAGAUUGGCGUUGGUUAAACGCAUGUCUAGGCAUUGUCGAAGGCCAAAAUGUACCGGUAGAGGCUUAUUUAGCAAGUGGAGGUGAUCCAGCACGUCAAUUGACCCAUUCCGAGGUUUUACUACUCAACAGAAGCAGUGCCUUCGAUGUAGGACAUACUCUCGUUCACUUGGCCAUUAGAUUUCAACGGGAGGAUAUAUUAGCAACACUAUUAUCACAAAUUGAAGGCUCUGGAUCGGGGAUAAAGAGAGUACCAAGUUAUGUAGCCCCAGAUUUGGCAGCUCAAAUUCGUAGACAUCUGACAAAUAGUAUUAGAUUGCGCAAGGGAUCACUUCCAUGUUACUUUAUUACUGACGUUGCAACCUUUGCCCUGCCAGCUGAAGUCGAAGACCUACCUAGUAAUGUUCAAGAGCAAAUGCUCGAGGAAUUGUUGGAUCGUGAAGCACAACAGCAAUUGGAGGGUGGUGGAGGUGAACCGCCAGCAUUGAAUUGGUCACUGGAGAUAACGGAGAGGCUUGGUAGUCGUUUACAUGCACUUUGGAAUAGAUCUGCUGGUGAUUGCCUUCUUGAUUCAGCUAUGCAAGCAACAUGGGGUGUUUUUGACAGGGAUAAUGCACUCAGACGCGCACUCGCUGAUUCUCUACAACAAGCAGGACAUUUAUUUUAUCCACGUUGGCGAGAAUAUGAGGCAUCCCAAGCAUCUAGAAUGUUAGAUUUUACACUUGAAGAGACCCAAUGGCAGGAUGAUUGGGAAAGUUUAUUGGCAACAGCAGCUCAGCCAGGCAGUGCGCUAGAACAAUUGCAUAUAUUCACACUUGCUCACAUUAUGAGAAGGCCUAUCAUUGUAUAUGGUGUUAAAUAUGUCAAGAGCUUCCGUGGUGAAGACAUUGGCUAUGCCAGAUUUGAGGGUGUCUAUUUGCCACUCCUCUGGGAGCCAUCAUUCUGUAUUCGUUCCCCAAUAGCACUUGGUUAUACGCGAGGUCAUUUCACAGCCCUUGUACCUAUUGAACCAUACGCUUCAUCCAGAUUAUCACACAGCGGUGUUGGAGUUGGUGGUGGUAACAGUCCAAUGCAACAACUCCAAAUACAAAUGCAAACAACAUUUAUGCCACUUAUGGAUAGAGAACGUAAAUUAUUACCAAUACAUUUUUUGACCUCCGAGGAAAUUGGUAGAGAAGAGACAAUAUUGAAACAAUGGCUCGAUGUUUGUACUACUGAGGGUGGUAUACUCGUUGCACAGCAGAAAUUACAUAAAAGGCCAUUGCUCGUUGCCCAAAUGCUCGAAGAAUGGCUCAAUCACUAUCGAAGAUUAGCCCAGAAUAAUGAUGCGCCAUACGUUCGUCCACCUGUUCUCCACGACUACAGUAGUGACGGUGAUACUGAGGAUGAAUAACGUCCGGCUGGUGCAAUUCAUCAGAUUUAAAAUAAUAAUAAUAAUAAUAAUAAUAAUAAUAUUAAUAAUAAUAAAACAAAGUAUUGAAAGGGGGUGAAUAAGCGUAUGGUCAUUUUCACAAUUCUCUUUUUUCAAUUAAAAUUAAUUCCUUUCUUCUGUUUUCUGAAUCAUUAUAACAUCUCCCAAGUCACAUCAACUAAGACGUUUUAUUAUUUAUUAACUUAUUCGCUACAAUGUAUGAAAAAAGUUUGCAAGCUUUUGUUUAUUAGUCUUCAUUUGUUUUUGUUUUUUCCUUCAUUUUAUUUUAUCAUAACAAUAGGGAUUUGGGAAAAUCUUACCGUUAAAUAAAAAUAAUUGAGAAAAAUAAAAAAUAAUAAUGAUUAAAGAGAAAGAGAUACAUUGAAUUAGCUUAAAUUAGAUCGUGAUAUAUAUGGUACACAAUUGUGUCCAGGAUUUUACAUUUUUUGAAAAAAAUUUAAUCUUUGAAAAAGAAAAUGAUCGAUACGACAAGAAAAAAAAAUGAAUCGUCAAUUAUCCACAGUUCAUUCGGACGAUUUGUCAUGUAGUAUCAAUAAUUUCUGUUUAUUGAUACUGAUCUAAGGAUCGUUACAGAACAAUUGAACCAGUACUGUAGAUUUUUUAUGCAGCUUCUCUCGGUCACAAAGAUUAUUGCAAUGUAAUAAAACUAAUUUAAAAAAAUAUAAAAGAAUUUAUGGAGAGAGUCUAAGCUUGUUACAUAGAUCUAAAGUGGAUACAACGAUCCUAUGAUUUAAUAAUGAAUUCUAAUGAUAACAACUUGAAACGAAUCCUACGUUAGAAUGGCUUUCCGCGCAGAAUGCCAAUUACGUAAAGAAAAUAAUCAAGUAAUUGAAUCAGUAUGUUAAAAAAUAUAUUAUAUAUUAACGAAUGAUUCAAGCAACUAUCAAGUGAUAAAACUUUUCCAAAUACUAAUUUGGCAAAAGCUGAUUAAUUUAGCUGUAGAUUUAACAAAUUAUUCUGGGAAAAAUAAAGUCCACUUUUGGGUACGACUUGGUGAACAACUUUAAAAAAUUGGCAAUAGCCAAUUGAAAAACGAUUGAAUCCUAAUGACAAAAAAAGUACAAACACAAAAAUGCAAAAGAAUAUGAAAUUCAAUUGAAAAAGCAAAAAAAAACGACGCUAAAAAUAAUGUUCGUGAUGUCAAAAAAAGUUGCUGUCCACUUUGAUUACGUCUUUUUCUCCUAAAUGGAAAAUAUUAUUAUUAUUAUUAUUAUUAUUAUUAUUAUUAUUAUUAUUAUUUUCUUUCAUUUGGAAAUCCUAGUUUCUAGUCCAUUAGCACUGUCGUACUUUUUCAAACACAUAAAAGGUGAUCUAUAGCUGUAUAAUUGAAAGUAGAAAAUAUAAGGAAGUACUAAAGAUAAAGAAAUAAUCAUAUAUUCUAAUGAAGAGGAGGGAAAAAACGAGUGGAAGAAUGAUUGGGCAUGUCUGAACGGAUUGAAAGAAAAUCUUCAAGUUUCACAAAUUAACUGCUACCAUAAACAAAAAGUUGUUAGCUCAAUUGGUUCAAUUUCUUAGAAUUUAUUCCUCUUACCAAGCAGUUAACUCGUUUUAAUUAAUGAUUAAUUUCGGCCUUCCUGAUGAUAAUAUUAUUAGAGAAACAAUAAGCAAAAGAAAAAAUUAAAAUAAUUUGGUAUCCGAUGUUGCCAGAUUUUUCCCUUAGUACGUGAUAAAGAUGAAAAAAAUUAAAUACAUAAAUAAGAAAUUGAAUGGGGAUAGUAGAAGUCUUAUAUGAAAUGGAUUAUAUUGAAUAAUAUAUGGAUGUAAAAUAACUAUCUAUGACAAUGAAUUUUGGUUAUUUAAAUGUUUUCAUAGUGAUUUGACAUUUUUUUACAUUGAACUUAUAUAGAUAGAAUCCGGCAUUGAAUAUUCAUUAUUAAAUGUCACUAAACGUUCAAACAAAGAUGGUGAAAAGAUUUGCUGCUAUAAAAAUCCCUUCCGAUGUUUAUCAAGAAGGUAAUACUGAAAAUACAACACACAUCCUAUAAGCAAUUUUUAUGGAUAUUAUUUGUGAAUUCAGUGGAAUGAACAAGCGACGUUUUUCAAUGGACUAGAAAUUGGCUUGAGUCUAUUGCACCGCUGAGACGAAAAUUUCUCACACUUCUCCCAGUAAAAAUAUACAUUAAGAACAUUUUAUGAUGUAAAUUGUGGUGGAGGCGAGCCUCAAAAAUAGAGUUGAAGCCAAAAGCUCUUACUUGAA
This is a messenger RNA of Diachasma alloeum, 5253 nucleotides long. RefSeq names its product ubiquitin thioesterase trabid (gene trbd). Gene Ontology annotation, biological process: protein K29-linked deubiquitination; protein deubiquitination involved in ubiquitin-dependent protein catabolic process; positive regulation of Wnt signaling pathway. Gene Ontology annotation, molecular function: cysteine-type deubiquitinase activity; K63-linked polyubiquitin modification-dependent protein binding. Lineage: Eukaryota; Metazoa; Arthropoda; Insecta; Hymenoptera; Braconidae. The record is from RefSeq and is a predicted model, not a curated record. The transcript is spliced from 4 exons. Gene Ontology annotation, cellular component: nucleus; cytoplasm. Bases 789 to 3017 code for a protein of 742 amino acids.